AUGGGCAAAUUUACAUACUCUGAUGGUGUAGCAGUUUGGAAAGUAGUGUUCUAUGUACCGACACUUCUGGCGAGCCUACUGGUGGCCCGCAGACAUGGCUUCACAAAGAGUUCAGGCUGGAUCUACCUUACAAUAUUUUGUAUUGUUCGAAUUGUAGGCUCAGUGGCAGAAUUCGUCUUGAUAUCAGACCCGACUUCAAGCGGCGCAAGCACAACGGCGUUGGUAUGCGCGGUCUUGGGGCUGUCGCCCUUGCUUCUGGCAUCUCUCGGCCUUCUAGCUCGCUGCUAUUAUUCAAUGCUCCAACAACCGUGGAACACCAUAUUCUCCCUGGUUGUUCUCAGGCUCGUCCAAACCCCAGCUUUGGUAGCUCUUAUUCUCUGCGUCGUUGGCGCUACGAGUGCGAACGAUCCCACUGAGAUCUACAACGAGGUUACUAUCAAGAUCGGCGUGAUCUUGUUUGCCGUUGUAUUCGCUAUGCUAUGCUUAAUGUGUGUCAUUGCGUCGAUCGCCGCACGAAGGACCAAGCGUGGGGAAGGCCAGCUGAUCAUGGCUGUGGCUUUCGCCUUGCCCUUCCUAUUAGUUCGGGUGAUCUACGCUCUGGUCGCGGCAUUUGGGCACAAUGUUGACUUUCAAAUUGGAAAUGAGUCAACAGCAGCAGUCACCAUCUCCUUGUUCAUGGAGGUGCUGGAAGAAUGUGUCGUGGUAUUCAUCUAUAUUGUCACGGGGUUGAAACUUCCAGCUGUCCCCAUCCCGAAUGCUAGCAACGGUGAAGGGGUAUCCUAUCGACUUGGGAGAGGAGACUUCGGUGGCGGCAAGUUAGAGCUGCUUUCCCUUGGUGCUGCUGUUAUGGACGGAGUGACGAGGAAAUCCAAGAGCAAUAGACAUGACCAGGCUCGUCAGGAUGAUGUUGAGCGAACCAGGCUUCAUCGAACGCCGAAUUAA
Messenger RNA from Exophiala aquamarina CBS 119918, 942 nucleotides. RefSeq lists its product as uncharacterized. Lineage: Eukaryota; Fungi; Ascomycota; Eurotiomycetes; Chaetothyriales; Herpotrichiellaceae. The record is from RefSeq and is a predicted model, not a curated record. Bases 1 to 942 code for a protein of 313 amino acids. The transcript has 2 exons.